Molecule: messenger RNA, 921 nt
Organism: Diatraea saccharalis (sugarcane borer)
Lineage: Eukaryota; Metazoa; Arthropoda; Insecta; Lepidoptera; Crambidae
Source: the annotation of a GenBank genome assembly
AUGUCUUUCGUACAAAUGACAUCUAACGCCGCCGCAAUGUCACCGGGUUCUUCUUUGCUUUACCUCCAUAAUGAAGCCUAUUUGUUCCACAAAUCGGUGUGGAGCGGCUGGAUUGACGGUUAUUUGGGCAAAGAAAAUUGUUACACUGAUUCGGAUGUAUCUAACAAAAGUCGUGAAGAUUUGAUCAUGUACAUUGACCAUUUCAUGCAGGAAUGUUAUUUACACCCCUAUCAGGUAACGUUGCUAGCUCAAAUCCUGUCUCCAGCGGCUGUGGAAAGAAUGUGCCGGCAAAUCUUCUCCGUUAAAAGUUUGAGAACAGAAUUCGUGGAGGCUUUCUAUACUGUAUUUAUACCGAAUUAUAUAAAAAGAUUUUACUCGUGGUCGAUCAUAGACUUGUUGAAGAGAGCAAACGUGGCGUAUCCUGGACCUUUCAAGAAGCUAGUACAGAAUCUGAUGCAAAACACUGAAGUGCACGAGGACAUCUUAAAGGAUUACGUCAUCAAUAUAAGCGCUAAGGACAAGAACAACGUAAUGACUUCUGUAGCCGGCCUAAGAUUGACAGCUCAUCAGUUCAUGCGCCAAUUGAAGACAAUCAACAUAUUAUUUAAGGGAAGUGAUAAAUCUACCGUUAUAUGCGAAUUUGUCGUUGAACACCUUCAGGAAUAUUCGUGUUUCUGUUAUAAGAAUAAAGAUUUCGGGCGCUUAUUACUGACGUACCUGCAAAACUUCUCUUGUUACCCUAUCGACCACGAGACCGUCAGAAAGAUGAUCGAUGGUCACUGUACAGAAUUCAAAAGUCCGUGCCAGACAAUAUUUUGGGAUAUCUACCAUGAACUUCAGCGGCUUCAAUAUCAGUUAAUGGGAGGACCCAGAUUUUAUGUAGAUAGGCCUGAAAAAGAAGUUUCUACGUUUAAUUUAUAA